AAAUAACGGGGCAGGCACUGAGCGUGAUGGUUGGUGCUUGAUUCUGCUCUCAUGUAAAUGAUGAGGCUAUCCGCUAUCCACCCUUUUGGCUUCAUAUAAAUCAAUGCUGCAGUAUCUGUGAACAACAAGCCAUGGAGUAGACUGUCAAGCACCGAGUGGAGGAGGAGAAGAAGAGAGAGAGAGAGAGAGAGAGAGAGAGAACACAUGGCGAAGAAACCCUGUUUUCCACUCUUGUUUCUUCUGCUGAAUUUAGUGCCGCUACUAUUAGUGCUGAGUGGCGCCGAAACAUCUAGCAGAAGUAAAUUCCCACUCCCACCUCACUUUGUCUUCGGUUCAGGAACCUCUGCUUACCAGUCUGAGGGUGCGGCAUUGGAGGAUGGAAGGACUCCGAGCAUUUGGGACACUUUUGCUCACUCUGGGAAUGUGCAUGGAGCCACAGGGGACGUAGCAUGUGACGGGUACCAUAAAUACAAGGAAGAUGUCCAACUCAUGGUGGAAACCGGCUUGGAGGCUUACAGAUUCUCCAUCUCCUGGUCGAGACUUAUCCCUAAUGGAAGAGGACCUGUCAACCCGAAGGGCGUAGAAUAUUACAACCACCUCAUCAAUGAGCUUAUCAAACAUGGAAUCCAACCGCAUGUUACGUUGAUGCACAUUGACUUCCCUCAGGCUCUUGAAGAUGAGUAUGGUGGAUGGCUUAGUAGACAAAUGGUGAAAGACUUCACAGCAUAUGCCAAUGUGUGCUUUAGAGAAUUUGGUGAUAGGGUGUUGCAUUGGACUACCUUGAAUGAGGCUAAUAUAUUUACCAUAGGUGGUUAUGAUAUUGGAGGAAUACCGCCUCAACGAUGCUCUCCCCCAUUUGGGGUAGGCAAUUGUUCCAAGGGUGACUCCUCAACUGAGCCAUACGUUGCUGGUCAUCAUAUCUUGCUUGCACAUGCAUCGGCUGCAAGACUGUAUAGGAAAAUGUAUCAGGGGAAGCAACAUGGAUUCAUCGGAAUAAAUGUCUAUUCUUAUUGGCUUGUCCCUUAUACAAAUGCAACAGAAGAUGUGAUUGCAACGCAAAGAGCCACUGAUUUUCUUGUUGGUUGGUUUGUGGAGCCCCUGGUAUUUGGAGACUAUCCUGACAUAAUGAAGAAGAAUGCAGGCAAAAGGCUUCCAGCUUUCACCAAACUUGAAUCUGAGCUAGUCAAGGGUUCAACCGAUUUCAUAGGACUGAACCACUACAGCACAUUUUCCGUUAAGGACCAAUCAAGCAGCUUGAAAAUGGAUCAUAGGGAUUUCAAUGCUGACAUGGCAGUGGAGUUGAUUGAUGUGCAAGGUGGUGGUACACCGCUAACACCACCAAUUGAGUUUCCUGUUGCACCAUCGGGUUUGGUGGAACUCUUGGAGUAUUUCAAGCAAUGUUAUGGAAACCCUCCCAUUUAUGUUCAUGAAAAUGGUCAGCGGAUGCGCAGGAAUUCUACGCUGAAUGACACGCCGAGGGUGAAGUAUUUACAAGGGUUCAUUGGGGGCUUGCUUGAUGCUAUUCGGAAUGGAUCGAAUGCAAGAGGGUAUUUCUACUGGUCUUUCAUGGAUUUGUUCGAGUUAUUGGAUGGCUAUGAAACUUCCUAUGGCCUGUAUGCUGUAGAUUUGAAAGAUUUGAAAAGAUACCCCAAGCUCUCUGCACAUUGGUACUCAAAUUUCUUAAAAGGAAAGAGCAUGAGUCCAGAUGGUGCCAUUGAAGUUGAGAAGUCAAUUUCCUCUCUUUCUCAAUCUCAUUUUUCUGAGUAGGUUUUGCUUUGCCAAAUUGUAUGUGUAUUGGCAGGCAUCAUUAGCAUUGUGUACCUAAUAAAUAUGUGAUACACAAAGUGGUUAAAAAGUCUUCAUUUAUUUGCAAUGAAUAAUCAAUCUUGUUUCCUU
Rhododendron vialii is the source of this 1896-nucleotide messenger RNA. RefSeq names its product beta-glucosidase 11-like. The transcript has 13 exons. NCBI's taxonomy places the organism in Eukaryota, Viridiplantae, Streptophyta, Magnoliopsida, Ericales, Ericaceae. The record is from RefSeq and is a predicted model, not a curated record. Gene Ontology annotation, biological process: carbohydrate metabolic process. Bases 205 to 1767 code for a protein of 520 amino acids. Gene Ontology annotation, molecular function: beta-glucosidase activity.